AUGCAGAGGAAGCUCGCACUUACCCUCUUGGUGUGCCUGGCGUGCAUCGCCUGCUGCCACGCCUGGAAACAGAUCGUCGUGCCCGAGAAGCCGACGUUGCCGCCGGCCUUCUCCGCGGCGGUCCACGUACAAAGGAACUACAAGCCCUACCAGGAGUACUUCCGCUGGUUCAGGGACGAGAAACUGCAAAAGGCUCGAGUGGACAGACUGGCCGAAGUGCACGGGGAGACGCUCUUUCACUCCUUCAUCUACGACCACUCCGAGCAGAAGAUGUUUGCUGUCUUCUUCAGGGGCGAGGUCGCUACCUGCUUCACCAAGACCAUUCGUGGCAACCUGACCCACUUCGACCUGAGCGAGGCCGAGUUCCUGGGCAAGUCCUACGUGUACUUCGACCCGGUCUACCACUGGCAGCUCGAGACCGAUCGCUACCACUUCGAGCUCUUCGACACCCCGGAGCCGCACAGGGAGCUGCGCAAGGUCAGCUUCUUCAUCAAGCCCAACGGAAAGGCUGGCUCCUGGACGAUGCACGAGUUCGAUGCUGGAUCGCAGGACGAGUCGCUGUUCAUGAUCAAUGACAAGGUCAAGCAGUCGUGCACCCCGUACCAUGGCGAGGCAGAAUCCGCCAGCCUGCCCUCGCACGACCAUCACGCCUUCCUCUCCCUCUACACCCAGUGA
Acanthamoeba castellanii str. Neff is the source of this 675-nucleotide messenger RNA. RefSeq lists its product as uncharacterized. NCBI's taxonomy places the organism in Eukaryota, Discosea, Longamoebia, Acanthamoebidae. The record is from RefSeq and is a predicted model, not a curated record. The transcript is spliced from 5 exons. The coding region runs from base 1 to 675 and encodes 224 amino acids.